Messenger RNA from Pichia membranifaciens NRRL Y-2026, 3246 nucleotides. RefSeq lists its product as hypothetical. Lineage: Eukaryota; Fungi; Ascomycota; Pichiomycetes; Pichiales; Pichiaceae. Gene Ontology annotation, biological process: nuclear-transcribed mRNA poly(A) tail shortening. Gene Ontology annotation, molecular function: protein binding; nucleic acid binding. Bases 1 to 3246 code for a protein of 1081 amino acids. The record is from RefSeq and is a predicted model, not a curated record. The transcript has 2 exons. Gene Ontology annotation, cellular component: P-body; PAN complex.
AUGAUACAGUUAAACACUACAUCAGUAGUACGACACCCGAAAAACCAGGCAAUCACCUCUUCAGAUGCACAGGUGCUGGUGUCCUGCGUCAAGUUUGAUGAUUCCCACUCCUUGCUUUGGGUGGGUGACUCGCGUGGGUACUUGACGUCGUAUAGCGGGCCAAAGAUGCAACUCUACACGUCAGUGAGGGCACAUAAUGGGCCGAUCUUGAAAAUCUUGAACCACAAAAGAGGAGUUUUGUCGUUGUCGUUUAAUUCGAUACGCUUGGGGACCAAAGAGGGCAUUACGUUGUUCAACAUACUUUCAGAUGAGCUGAAGGGAAUAAACUCCAUGUCUUACACGUCAAAUACGCAGACGGAAUUACUGGUUGCCGGCGACAAAGACGCCACUCAGUCAAGGAUAUUCAAGAUUGAUAUGAUAAACAAACGUAUUUCGAGCUCUUUUGCGUAUCCGCACACCGUCAUCUUCAUGGAAACGAACUUGAAAUAUAUUGUGCUCGGUAGAUCCGAUGGCUGUGUUGAUAUUCUGGAUCCGAAGUCAAACCGGAUUCUUGAGUCUUUCGAAUGCCACUCCUCGGGAUUGUCACACAUCUCGGUUAAGGAUAGCAGCUUGCUGACGACGGGGUUCUCCUCCAAAAGGGGCCAAUUUGUUCCAGACAAUUUUGUCAACUCAUUCGAUUUAAAGACCUUGACCGCUUCGAGUCCGAUAUCAUUUCCGGCUGGAGCCUCAAAAGUUUUUCAUCACCCAAUAAUACCGAAUGUCAUUUUGAUCUCAUCGAGUAUGGGACACAUGAACUUUUUGGACAUAAAAACUCCCUCAAAGCUGAACAUAUAUCAAGCCGACAUUACUACAUAUGUCACCGCGUUUGACCUUUCCAGUUCAGGCUCGUUCAUAGCAAUUGUUGAUGCUCUACACAACUUGCACUUGUGGUCCCGCAAUGCUAUGGGAUCGUCAACAGAGUUUGCUUUGUACAACGCUCCUCUCACAUUUCCAACACCUAUAGCUGAGGUCAUACCAGCUUCGAAUCAUUUGACAAGCCCAAACUCUCCAUUCAGUUUAAUAAAAUUGCCGGCUUUUCACAGUCAAUUAUUGUCGGCGUGGCCUAGUGAUUUGGUAUUUGAUGUGGGAGGCUUGCCCAACCAGAUAGAUCCAGAGAUAUUACGAAGCUCGGAACUUAUUAAUGGUAUCCUUAUAGCCAGAUACAAUAAAGAGAAAUUCGGUCCAAGAAAUGUGGCCGAGAAAUAUUACAACAUAUCUCAGCAGACCUCUGAAGGGGCAAAUGACUUGUACAAUCAUGAAAUUUUUGAUUUGAAAUCAGCUAGAGGAGACGUUCCAAAUGCUUAUAGGCAGCUCUCAAUACUAUAUAGUAAGUUCGGAGUGGACGACUUUGAUUUUGAUUUUUACAACAAAACGAAAUUUUCGGGCUUGGAGAUCAAUUCUGGUAAUUCGUUUUUCAACCCUAUCUUACAACUGUACAGAUAUAUUGCUCCAAUGUUCAACUAUACCCUUAUGGCACUAGCCGAAGACGUCACAGAAGAGUCAAAUUUAUUGAUGGAGCUUGGUUAUUUGUAUGAUAUGAUGCACAAAUCUGAUGGUCGUCAUUGUGCAGCAUCAAAUUUCCAGAUUAUCUUUUCAUCGAUUGGAGAGACACAAAAUCUAGGUUUGACCACAGACUCAAACAUUUCAAGAGAUGAUUAUAAACAAAGAAGAAUGAUACAAACUUUCAACAGGUUUUUAUUGGAAAGACUUUCUAAGGAUGAGUGCAAGUUAUAUAAAACUCAAACCCCAAAUAACCUAAAUGACAUAUGCGGUGUUUACACUGAAACUACAAUAUAUUCAAAUUUUUGUUCGUUGACACAUAAAAGAGUUAUGAUGUAUCAUUCCAUAGAUAUCAACUGUUUACCUUCUCCUCCACUAAUUCCCACAAGUGUCACAAUUCUCAACUAUUUGGAAGCCUCCAUGAACAAACAUAUCCAGCAACAAAUUGUUUGUGAGAACUGUGGGUACCAACAUCCAGUCAAUGCUUCUCUAGUCAUCAAUAAUUUGUCUCCGGUUGUGGUUUUGAAUCUGGACUUGAACAAUCAGCAAAUGAACGAAAUAAGAUACUUGAAAGGUUGGCUUACUCCUGAAUUUUACUAUGCCCAAUCACCCCUGGGUACCCCUGUAUUGAGAAGCAAUGUGAUAGGUGGUGUAGUCUCUAACCUCAGAAAAUUUGAGUUAUGUGGUUAUACAGCUCAAAUCACCAAUAGACAGGGGGAAAGUCACCUUGUCACUUAUUCCAAAAUUCGAACGGAUCCAAAUGAUUCAGGUAGAUGGUAUUUAUUUAACGACUUUUUAGUUAGGGAAGUUCCUGAAGAGGAAGUUUUGGAUAUCUCUCCAUGGUGGAAAAAACCUGUUGUUAUGAUUUAUAAGGAGGUUGGAAUCGGUAAUGAAUUCAAACCGAAUGUCUAUAUGAACAAUUUGAAUACUUCCAUUUUGCACAAAGAUUGUUUAAUUGAAGGAACACGUGAAGGUAAAACAAUCGAAUACCAUUUAUUAGAUAAUAAUGAGACAAUAAAGCCAGGAACCCUAGUUGCAUUAGAUGCGGAGUUCAUCGAACUUUUGCCUGCAGAAUACGAGUUUAGUGGCGAAGGCACAAAGUCUCUUGUUAGGCCACCAACUUUAUCGCUCGCAAGGAUAUCCGUUAUUCGUGGUGAAGGUCCUAAAGAAGGCGAGUGUUUUAUUGAUGAUUAUAUUGCAACCUCCAAACAUGUUCAUGACUAUAAAACAGAGUUCUCUGGUAUAGUGGCUGGGGAUUUAACACCUGGUGUAUCUAAGAAAAGUUUAGUCAAUUUGCAAGUUGCAUAUAGAAGAAUUUGGUUAUUGUUGAACCUUGGCUGUGUGUUUGUUGGACAUUGGUUAGCUGGUGAUUUUAGAAUGAUCAAUAUCUAUGUUCCCCCUGAACAAGUGCGUGAUACAGGUUUAUGUUUUUACCUCAAGAAGGAGAAGCGGAAGUUGGGAUUGAAAUUUUUGGCUCACUACGUGUUAGACAAAGAAGUUCAAAAAGGAAAUCAUGAUUCCAUUGAAGAUUCGAUUAAUGCACUACUUUUAUACAAAGAGUACCUAAAGCUGAAAGAGUCCGGAAGAUUAGAGAACAUGUUAUUUCACCUUUAUUUCGAAGGACAGAUGUCCCGGUUUAAAGUUCCCACAGAGGUAACUUUGAGGAAACCCAGCAAUACCAAGAAAGAUGACAAUGUAAAUACGUAG